AAAUUAAAUCACUACUUGCCUUGUACUCCUCUGUGCUCUCUCUCUUCACGGGCACUCCCUCCCUCCCUCCGCCUGGAGCUCGAUCGGGGCAAUAUAAUGGCGGCGGCGGUGGAGGAGGAAGUGAUCAUCGUCGGCGCCGGGCAGUCGGGCAUCGCGGUGGCGGCGUGCCUGUCCCUGCGCGGCGUGCGCAGCCGGGUCCUGGAGCGCGACGACUGCGUGGGGUCGCUGUGGCGGAAGCGCGCCUACGACCGCCUCCACCUCCACCUCGCCAAGCAGUACUGCGCGCUGCCGCACCUGCCGCACCAGGACGAGGCCCCCACCUACCUGUCCCGCGACGACUACGCCCGCUACCUCGACGGCUACGCGGCGCGGUUCACCGUGCGCACGCGCCUCCGCCGCGAGGUCCGGUCGGCGCGGUUCGACACAGGGGGCAGCGGGCGGUGGAAGGUCGAGGCCGUCGACCUCGCCACGGGGCGGGCCGAGGCGUACGCGGCGAGGUUCCUGGUCGUGGCGGCCGGGGAGAACGACGAGAAGCUGGUGCCCGAGGUGCCCGGGCUGGAGGCGUUCCCGGGCCCGGUGGUGCACGCCGCCGAGUACCGGUCGGCCGAGGGGAUGCGCGGGAAGGCCGUGCUCGUCGUCGGGUGCGGCAACUCCGGCAUGGAGAUCGCCUACGACCUGGCCGUCGGCGGCGCCAUCACCUCCAUCGCCGUCCGCAGCGAGCUUCACCUGAUGAACAGGGAGAUCUGGAACGUGGCGAUGACGCUGUACGGGUACCACGUCCCGCUGUGGGUCAUCGACAAGCUGAUCCUGCUCAUGUGCGCCGUCGUGUUCGGCGACACCGCCCGGCACGGCCUCCGCCGCCCCGCCGUGGGCCCCUUCACCAUGAGGCACACCACCCUGGCCUACCCCGUCAUGGACGUCGGCGCCUACGCCAAGAUCCGGAGCGGCGAGGUCCGGGUCCUCCCCGCCGCCGUCAAGAGCGCCCGCGGCAAUGUCGUCGAGUUCGCCGACGGGAGCCGCUACCCCUUCGACGCCAUCGUCCUCGCCACCGGCUACCGGAGCACCGUCAGGCGCUGGCUCCAGAGCGACGACGGGCUGAUCGGCGACGACGGAAUGGCGGCGCGGAGCUACCCGGAGCACUGGAAGGGGAAGAACGGGCUGUACUGCGCGGGGAUGGUGCGGAGGGGCAUCUACGGCAGCUAUGAGGACGCCGAGCUCAUCGCCGGCGACAUCAGCGAGCUGCUGCGCCCCAAUAAGAAGCAGGACAAGGGCGACGGCGCCGCCCACACCAACGGCUCCUGCUAGCAGGGUCUCAUCGAGCACUCGAUCGCGACCGUCGGAUGCGUGCGUGGGCAACGGGCUGCCUUGUAUUAUUUAUACUACUAUAUAAUAUAGUAGCUAUCUUGUGAGAUGCGUGUGGAUGCUAGCUGCUCGCUAAUUAAAAAACAAGGGCACGCAAUAAACAGCAACAAGAUGCUGUCCACGAUCGGUCGGUUAGGACGACACUGUAUGUGCUGGCUGGAGUGCAAGCAAGAUUUAUUUGUUGCAUUUUGUAAAUGGUUGGCAUACGUGAAUAAAUCCGCUUGAAUCUUUGAUUCGGCCACGGUGUACCUAAGGGCAGUUCCAAUGUAGAAACUAGAGGGUGGAUUCUAUACUGAUGGUGUGUCAAGAAACUAUCUUUCAUAAUGCAACAUUUGUAUGCUUGAGUCCA
This is a messenger RNA of Panicum virgatum (switchgrass), 1711 nucleotides long. RefSeq names its product probable indole-3-pyruvate monooxygenase YUCCA11. The transcript has 3 exons. The coding region runs from base 97 to 1305 and encodes 402 amino acids. NCBI's taxonomy places the organism in Eukaryota, Viridiplantae, Streptophyta, Magnoliopsida, Poales, Poaceae. Gene Ontology annotation, molecular function: NADP binding; N,N-dimethylaniline monooxygenase activity; flavin adenine dinucleotide binding. The record is from RefSeq and is a predicted model, not a curated record.